GGUUUUUACCAAGUAGUUUUUAUUUCUUUUUUUCAUUUUUUCCGAUCGAAGAAUUUAUCUUCAAAUGAUAUAUCGUAACGAUGGUAUUGGAUAAAACAUCCGCAGCUAAUCUAAAGAAAAUUAUUCAUAAUGGUAUCGAACGUACACGUAAACAGCGAAUUUUCGGUCUAAUCGAUGAAAUUGUCAAUUGUUUACCAUUUAAACAUGAAUUUAUGAAUAAAAGUAAACGAGAAAAAUUGGAACGAAUUCAUUCGUAUAUUAUUGAUUUAAAGAAUAAAAAUGAUGCACUUAUGUUUGCCAAUCCGAAUUCGGUUUUGGUUCAAGAAAUUCAACAAUUACGUGAACGUAUUGAUAAUUUUGAACUAAUGAUUAUUAGUUAUCAGAAUCUUCUUAAAUCAGCUGGUAUUUCUCCGGAUAAACUACUGAUAGAUCCAACAAUACCAGAAACAUGGAAAAAAAGACCAUUGAAAUAUUCAUCGAAAUAUAUGACCACAUCAUCUAAACAUAUUCAUAAUGAAGAUAUUAUUUCCGAUGAUGAUGAUGAUGAUGACGAUGAAGAGGAGAAUGGCCAAAAUAAUCAAACUGUAAAUAGAACGAAAAAUUCUAAGACAAUUAAUCGUAACAUUGAAAGCCGUAAUCAACAUUCGAACAUCAUAUUGACGGCUGCGAAUCUUUCAUCCGCAUCAUCAUUAAUAUCCACUACAUUCAACCUAUCCGGAUUGAAUAGAUCAAAUUCUUCAUCAACAACGGCCACUACACAACAGCAACAACAAUUUGUUUUGGUCAGCUCUGGUGGUCCAUCCGGUGGAUUACAAGCCGUUCCUAUCUGUAAUAUAACUCCAGCAAUUGCCAAUCUAACAAAUAGAACUGCACAUUUACAUCAACCGAUAAAUCAUGAAAAUAUAUCGGAAACCAAACGAUCUUCAAAACGUAGCAGGUCGUUGGACAAUAAUAAUACAAACGUUGAAAAGAAUCAGAAAACCCAUAAUGUAAAUAGCAAUUCAUUAAGCAACAAAUCUUCAAAAUCAUUAAAAGUUGUGAAAAAUUCAUCGAAAAAUAAAGAUCAAACUACUAGUGCAAUGAUACAAUCCAAAUCUAAAGUAACGGCCACAAAGAAAUCGAAAAAGAAGCCCACUGCCACCAGCAACAACGUUAAAGGUAGCGCGUCCAAAACGACAUCAUCGACCAGAUCCAAAACGAAGAAAAAGUUGACCACAAUUAUUGUAGAAGCGCCAUUCAAACAGCUUUCCUCCGACGAAAAUGGCAUCCACAAUGAAAACGAAAAUGAUGUGAUCAUAAUGGAACAAAUGAAUGUUAAUGACACUGAUUCCUGUGUUAAAGAAUCCAUUCAAAAUGAUGGUGCAGAUUCUAAGCUUGAUAAUGCCCAAACUAAUGAACAAAUCGAAGCUAAAAAUUUAAAUCCUUCAACAUUGGUUCAUAAAAAUUCUGAUAUAACUGAUUCAUCAAAUAUCAUUGAUGAAUCAGUUACGAAGAAUAAUUCCAAUUCUCUUGAACAACAAAACGAUGAAGAUCAAGAAACUUUAGAUCUUCAGAAUCCACAAAGUGAAAAUAAUAAUGACAAUUCUAAGCAACAGCAGCCACAACGUUUUUCUGAAAAUGUUAAUUUGGCUGAAACGGUGACAAAUAAAACCAAUUCUACUUCCUCAUCCUAUUACACAGCAAAUCUAUUAAUGCAAACUGAUCCGAAAAUUUCAUCAAACAAUGGACAUGCUGACAAGAAUGCUGAACAUUCUGGUAGUUUAUUCCGUUUUGGAACGAAAUCUUCCGAACAAGAUGGACAACAACAACAGCAACAAAAACGUGCAAUUUUAUCAUCAUCAACAUCCGGUUAUCAUUCUGGCAACCAUCAAUUUGAAUUCGAUUACCAUUCCUUAUAUCAUUCAGCUGAUAUUCAAACAACAACUGUUGAUAAUGUAUCACAAUCACAACUACAGACAACAACAAAUCAUGGUAAAUCAUCAAAUUCAUUCGAAAUGUCCACAUUCGUUUCAUCAACAAAUUCACCAUCUACAUCCAGUGCAUAUAAUACUUAUCAAUGUCCAUCUUCCACAAUGACAUCGAAUCAAAAUUCACAAUUCAAUAAUCUAAUUGAUUUUCAGCCAUCAACAUUUACACAAUCAAAUGAUCAUAUUGUUGGUUCAAAUUGUAUUCUACAGGAAAUUGGUCAGUCAAAUAAUAAUUCCGUGACACGAUCAACAUCUAGAUCGAAUAACAGUAAAUCAUCAAAUCUAUCUACGGCUACUAAUCAACGAAAUAAUAAUAAAAAAUCCCAAACACCUAGUACAACGAAAAACAUUUCACACUCAAGAUCGAAUGGAACUUCAAAAACACUUGUUUCAUCAUCAUCAUCAUCGUCUUCGUCGUCGUCUUCAUCAAUAAAUACAUCAAAAACUUCGAAAACAAUAACGACAGAUGUCGCUUCGACUUCGUCACCAAAUAAACGAAAUUCAAAUGAAAAUUAUUUUCUAAUACCGGAUAUAAUAUCGACAACAUCAUCAUUAUCAUCAUCAACAACAACAUCGAAUAAUCAUAAUUUGAAUCAUCAACAACCAGUGAAUUCAUAUAAUUCGAAUAAUGUCACAGCUGAACAAUCGUCAUCAUCAUCAUCAUCAUCAUAUAAUCAUAAUUCGAAUAUUCGUUAUCCGAAUUUUUUCGUUUCCUCAUCAUCACAUCAAUCGAAUAGUGAUCAACAGCAGCAACAGCAACAAUGCUUAAUCAAUUCUGAAUCAACCCAAGAAGAAUCAUCGAAUUCAGCAUCACAAGAAUUGAUAAGCAGUUGUUAUCCAAUAUUGUUUCGUCCUCAUCAUCAUCAUUCUAAUAGUGGUUCAACGACAACAACAAAUAGUACAUCAUUGCCAUCAUCUUAUCCUCGUAGUUCGGCUACAUCAUCAUCAUAUUCUACGGCUACUGUAUCGCAUCAAUCAUCUUCGCAGCAAUUAAAUCAAUCACAAUCACAGCAUCAACAACAACAUCAACCGUCACAACAUUCAUCGAAUCAAUUACAACAAUCACAAUCGAAUUCGAAUACAUCGCUUUAUUAUCCAGUUACAUCAUCUACGUCUGGAUCAUUAAGUUGUAGCAAUCAUAUACCAAAUUUUAAUCUUUCCAAUAUAUUUCCCGAUAUAACAUCUCCUUCAACAAGUUCUUCAUUAGCACCUCUUCCUCCAUCACCCGCUGCUUCUAUUGUAAACUCUUCUGCUUAUCCAUCAUAUAUACCAAGUUCAAUUCCAACAGCAGAUCCAUCGUCAUCCAGUUCGGUUGGUUUGGUGAACGGUGGUGGUGGUAGUAAAUUCAAUUCACGUUUAUCAUCAUCAUCGAUAUCAAAUAAUUUACCGAAAUUUUUACCUGGUAGUUCGUCAUCAUCAAGUUCUAUAACCAAAUCUUUGACAUCAUCAUCAUCGGUGGUAAGUGUUGAAGCAUUAACUUUUUCUUCUUCAAAUAUCGGUUCCAGCAGUGUCACUGGUAGUUUAGUUGAAUCAACACAUCAAACAUCGAAAAAUUAUUAUCAACCAUCGAGCCAUUCAAAUUCAUCAAAUUAUCAGUCUCAUUUCUAUCCGCCACCACCACCGUCAGCUUCAACCGGUCCUCAUUCGAAUUUUUCGAAUGCAACAAAUGUUACACCAAUGUCACCAUCAAUUAUAACCAAUCGACGACCAUCAACAUCAUCAUCUACAGCGGUAGCAAUAGCUGCUAUUAAUGAUACGACAUCUAAUGCAACAGCAACUAUGAUGAAUCAUCAUCGAAAUUACCAUCAUCUUGUUCCACCACCACCGCCAUCAACAGCUGCUGUCGAUAAUCAUUCACAUCAUACACAUCAAUCACAUCAUCAUCCUCAUCCUUCAUUUGGACCAUUUCCAUAUCCACCGCCACCAUCGAUGGUACAUCAUCAUCACCAUCAUCAUCCACAUCAUACACAUCAAAUUGAUCCAUCAUCAUCAUCAUCAUCAUCGAAUGUAACAUUUGGACAACAUAGCGUUCAAUCACAAUCACAUCCAUCGCAACGAUCAAAUCAUUCACAUCAUACGACAAUGGGUGUUGUACAUGGUCAAUCUGCGACACAUAAUCCUCAUGUACCAUCAUCAUCAUCAUCAUCAAUGAUGGCAUCAGCUUCAUCAACAACAUCGACAUUAACUAGUUUUCGUAGCUCAACAUCAUCAUCAUCAUCGAAUGUAGAUAAUAAUACAUCUUCAAGUAGUAGUAGUGUACCACCACCUCCUCCUCAUCAUCAUCCGCAUAUAUCAUUUCCUUUAUUCAAUAUACAUCGUAGUGAUCUUUGAAAACAAAACAAAAAAAAGUUUAGGAUUAAUUUUUCUUUUUGGGAUCUCUUGGACUUGAUAACAUCCAAUGGUACAAGAAUGAAUUAUAUAUUUUUGUUUCUCUGUGAUUCUAUUAUUAUUACAUUGUAUUAAUU
Molecule: messenger RNA, 4432 nt
Organism: Dermatophagoides farinae (American house dust mite)
Lineage: Eukaryota; Metazoa; Arthropoda; Arachnida; Sarcoptiformes; Pyroglyphidae
Molecular function (GO): protein dimerization activity
Source: RefSeq, a predicted model, not a curated record